AUGGCCACAGACUCGGCAAGCACGCCGGACUUGGGGGCGCCUCAAUUCGCGUCGCACGCAUGGGUGGAACCGAUUAUUGUCGUGAGCAUCAUGGUCGGAUCCUUGAUCAUCAACCGCCAUCGGGACUUCAGUAUCUUCAGAUCGCGCCGGUCGACAAAGCUGGACUCCCUGUACGACGACCAGUCGCCGGACCCCCUCCUCCGAUCGGACGGCGAGCGCGACCUGCGACGCGAGAACCCAUACCAUUCCGAGGCUCAGACCGUGUUUGGUAUCACCUUCAAGACCCCGGACUCGUCGCGCUGGGCAGACCACAUCCACAGCCGCAUCCUGCAGAAGUUCCCCUUCCUGGUGGAGAUGUUCUACUGGGUUGUCAACUACCUGUUUUAUUCCAUCACCAAGGCUACCUCGCAAUGGCUGUCGCCCGCGGAGAUCGGCGUCGUCCAGGUCGCCCAGAACCAUGCCAUUGGCAUCCUCAACGUCGAACACGCCUCCUUCCUCAGCUUCUUCUUUCCCAUCCAGGAGUCCGACUUCCAGGCCUUCUUCAUGAACGGUCAUCCGGGCUUCAUGACCUUUUUUAACCGCAUCUACUCGCUCGUCCAUAUUCCUGGAACUGUUUUGUUCCUUUCAUGGUACUAUUACUGCGCUCCCGACCACCCUACCUUUGCCGUCGCCCGACGGACCAUGACUCUCGGUAACUUCAUGUCCUUUAUGGUCUUCUGCUUCUUCCCAUGCAUGCCCCCGCGCCUUUUACCCAAGGAGUACCACUUCUUCGACACCGUGCGCCAGGAGCACGCCGAGAGCGUCUGGGUGGGCGGCAAGUCUGUCAACCAGUUCGCCGCCAUGCCCUCCCUGCACUUCACCUACGCCUUCGUCAUCGGCUGCACCUUCAUCUACCACUCGGGAAUCCUGCAGCGAUUCCGUGGCCGCGGGCCCCGCAAACCCCUCCUGACCAUGCUCUUCUUCCUCGUCCUGGGUAUCGUCUACCCGCUGCUCGUCCUCAGCGUCAUCGUCGCAACCGCAAACCACUACUGGCUCGAUGCCACCGUCGCCCUCUUCUCCGUCAUCUUCUGCUUCUUCAUCAACCGAGUCUUCAACCUGCUCCUGCCCCUGGAAUACUGCCUCUGCUGGAUCCUCCGCAUCGCGAAACCAGUGCCCACAACAGGUACUCGCGCCCUCUCCCGCCACGGCCGCAGAAACCGUGCCGCGGAUCACGACGAGAUCGAAUAUACGACUGUAUAA
Penicilliopsis zonata CBS 506.65 is the source of this 1239-nucleotide messenger RNA. RefSeq lists its product as hypothetical. Gene Ontology annotation, cellular component: inositol phosphoceramide synthase complex. NCBI's taxonomy places the organism in Eukaryota, Fungi, Ascomycota, Eurotiomycetes, Eurotiales, Aspergillaceae. The record is from RefSeq and is a predicted model, not a curated record. Gene Ontology annotation, molecular function: inositol phosphoceramide synthase activity. The coding region runs from base 1 to 1239 and encodes 412 amino acids. Gene Ontology annotation, biological process: sphingolipid biosynthetic process; inositol phosphoceramide metabolic process. The transcript has 3 exons.